CCGUUAGUGUACUAUCAGGGCAAAGCUCAGGGCAAUCGGUUCUAUAAACGAAAAUUCCAAUCCAUGCCCGCCACCACGUAUGAUUGAUCGGUGUUCAAACUGCUAUCUCCCUCCAACAUUGUCCGAUAGAAAAUCGACCACAGCAUUCUCGGGUUCUGUUUUCGAAGAAACACGACAAUAUCACAAUACUGUUCCUCUCCUCCUCUUCUGCUUUCGAACUGCGCUGCACCAUGAUACCCUUGGUUCCCAGAAAGCCGGUAGGUCGCCGAAAUAGCAAAGGUGUUCUCCCCACGUCCACCGCACAGCCUAGCGCCGAAGUUGUUUCUCGGCGGCGAGGAAAAGGGAAGGGAAGGAAAGCCGACAAGGAGACAUGGAGACGCUAUGGAAUCAAUCGGCGGAGGCAACUUCUCGAGCAAGAUGCGGCUGAUGGUGGGAACUGCUUCGAACUGAACUAUAAUUGCCGUGUUCAAGGCUAUUUUGCCCUUGCGGAAAAGAUUAUCAGCAAGUUUAAUGAUGCGUUUGCCAAUGGCACUGAGAUUGAAGCCACCUACGUUAUGGGCAAUCGGUUGUGUCACUUUCUCACGGAAGCGCUUCCGCGACACCCUACCUACAUGAAGAAAGAUCCAUUGAUAUCGAGGCUUCGCGAAAAGAGUUUCCAGUCUCUUGUGGGUAUCAAAAAGAAGAUUGAAGCACUCGCACUACGCAUCGACGAGGAGCAACUUAACCAAUUCAUUAUGAACGAUUUUGACCCAUUUGCCGACGACGACGAUUCCACGGCAUCCUCUGCUGGUGAGGCCGACAACUUUUCUUCGGGAGGAAUCGCUCGUAAGGAAGAACCCCAAUGGGAGGAUUUUGAUGGGUGGUCCUUUGAUCUACCCGACAAGAUGACUCAGGUUGAGAAAAACCCAGAAGCUGUGGAGUUUGCUCAAGACGUUUCGUUGCUUGUCAGCAAAGACGUGGACGAGUCUGGUGAAACGGAAGACACAUCCAACGAAACCUUUUCCUCUUCGGAGCCUUCCUUUGAAGCCCACGAUGAACACGAACCAAUUUAUGACAGCUACGGUGCUGACUUUUUGAAGCAUAUUGCAAGCCAGGAUGUCAGAUACGAGACUGAUUCGGAAGCAGCGGAUAGCUGGGCACAAGAAGCUGAGGCGGAUAUGGAAAUGUACUCGUCCUUUAGUCUUGGCGAUACCUGCGAUCCAGCCAGAAUUGCUUUGAGAGAGUUGAUGAUCAACAAGAGACUUCGUCCCGAUAGUCCUGCUGCUGCCAAGGGACCCCUGCCGUUUGAAGAUGAAUAUCCCGAGUACCAGGAGAAUCAAAGCCUGAGCUUUGAUUUGUCACCGGACAACUCGUUUGAUGGCGACGACGAACAAGAAGACAUUUGGAUUGCCUUUGAUCCGACAAAAAGCCUAGCGAAGACCCCAGCAGAGUUGGAACGUGUAUCUUUGUAGCGGUGGUUUCUUUGGAAUGGUCUGGUUGAGCAAUCGUGUUGACGUUUCUCCUAUGCAUGAAUCUUAUUGUCUCCAUACUGCAUAUCAUUUUCUACCGUAUACGGAACAGAGAAGAGUCUUCAAGUUAUCGAUAGCUCCCUUAUUACAAUACUACUAGAGUUAAAUCACUAGAACAAGUUGUUAACUU
Molecule: messenger RNA, 1638 nt
Organism: Seminavis robusta
Lineage: Eukaryota; Bacillariophyta; Bacillariophyceae; Naviculales; Naviculaceae
Source: the annotation of a GenBank genome assembly